CCCUCUUUUCUUUCUCUAAUGCUCGGGUCCAUUCUUGUGAUCACUCUAUUUCUAUAUAUUUAGCGCGCGCGCACCCAGGAGUAGACAGAGACAUAGGGGUAUUUUGUGUAGUCAGUUUUAAUCAGAUACGCCUUGUCGUUUUCUGUUUCUGUUUCUUCUCUUCAAUUCUACAACAGUUUCUAGCCCUUUCUUUUCAGAGAAGGCAAAAGAAAAAAAGAAGAAGAAGAGUUUUGGCUCUUGGAAUCAGAUGUUAUCUGAUAGGGAUUAAAUCUUAAUCAAGAAAAAUAACCAAGAAACUAUCCUUUUGCAAUUCCAAGAAACUAUUGCGGUUAAAGCGGUGGUGGCGAUCAGUGUCAAAAAAUAAGAAUGGUGGGUGGAGGAAAAUUGAGGAGUGAAGACUUGAACCGAUGCUUUGAGAAGCUGAUGAUGGCUGGUGCUGCAGGAAAUACUGAGGGUAGAGUGAAAAUGGAAGGAGUAGUCAUUACUGAAUGGAAAGAUAUUCCUAUGGAGCUUUUGCUCAGGAUUGUUUCUCUUGUUGAUGAUCGCACAAUCAUUAUGGCUUCUGGUGUUUGUAGUGGAUGGAGGGAUGCUAUUUGCUUGGGCCUUACUCACCUUUGUCUAUCUUGGUGCAAGAACCACAUGAACAACUUGGUUCUGUGGUUGGCUCCUAAGUUCACAAAACUGGAAACUCUAGUCCUGCGCCAAGAUAAGCCACAACUUGAGGAUAAUGCUGUUGAGGCUAUUGCACGUUAUUGUCAUGAUCUGGAGGACCUGGACCUGAGCAAAAGCUUUAAGCUUACUGAUUGUUCCCUAUAUGCGUUAGCUCAUGGUUGUCCUAACCUCACCAAACUUAACAUAAGUGGAUGUACAUCAUUUAGUGAUGGUGGUCUUGAAUAUCUUACUGGGUUUUGCCGAAAGUUAAAAAUUUUGAACCUCUGCGGAUGCGUAAAGGCAGCAACUGACCGUGCUUUGCAGGCCAUUGGACGCAACUGCAGUCAGUUGCAGUCUCUGAAUCUGGGAUGGUGUGAGAAUGUGGGUGAUGUUGGAGUAAUGAGUCUAGCAUAUGGAUGCCCUGAUCUCAGAACUCUUGAUUUAUGUGGCUGUGUCAAUAUAACAGAUGAUAGUGUGAUUGCUUUGGCAUACAGGUGUCUCCAUCUGAGAUCCCUUGGCCUAUACUACUGUCGAAACAUUACAGAUAGAGCAAUGUAUUCGCUGGUCCAUAGCCGAGUGAAAAACAAACCUGCAAUGUGGGAAUCCGUGAAGGGCAGGUGUGAUGAGGAAGGGUUAAGGAGUCUUAACAUCAGUCAGUGCACAGCGCUCACCCCUCCUGCUGUGCAGGCACUAUGCGACUGUUUUCCUGCACUUCACACCUGCUCAGGGAGGCAUUCCCUUGUUAUGAGUGGCUGCUUGAACUUGACAUCUGUGCAUUGUGCCUGUGCAGUCCAGGCACACCGCACAUUCAGAUUCAUUCCUAAUCCUGCUCAUUGAGCUGGGUAGUAAGUUCAAAAUUUUAAGUGUGUUCAGGUGCCCACUGGAAGCACUAAGCCUCUGUAGAUACAUCUUUGUGUUAAACUGGACUCUCUGGCUGGAAAUGAACAGCCUUUUUGUUGUUGGAAGUAUGGUGUGUAUAGUUGUCAACUUGUGCUACCAGCUCUUGGUUUCUGAAUCAUGCAACACUUCAGGCGAUUCGAAAACCAAGUUUGUUGUUCAAUGCUUGUCUUUUAUGGUUAUGGCUUUUAUGCCAAAGAAGAGAAGUAAUGAAAAAAUAAUCCUUCUAGAUCAA
Ricinus communis (castor bean) is the source of this 1783-nucleotide messenger RNA. RefSeq names its product F-box protein SKP2A. Gene Ontology annotation, biological process: SCF-dependent proteasomal ubiquitin-dependent protein catabolic process. The coding region runs from base 367 to 1488 and encodes 373 amino acids. Gene Ontology annotation, molecular function: protein binding. The transcript is spliced from 5 exons. The record is from RefSeq and is a predicted model, not a curated record. NCBI's taxonomy places the organism in Eukaryota, Viridiplantae, Streptophyta, Magnoliopsida, Malpighiales, Euphorbiaceae. Gene Ontology annotation, cellular component: SCF ubiquitin ligase complex.